AGCCAGCAGAGCCGAGAUGAUUCUGCUGGAAAGUGAGCAGUUCCUGAUGGAGCUGACCAGGCUCUUCCAGAAGUGCCAUUUGUCGGGCAGUGUGUUCAUCACCCUGAAGAAGUGUGAUGGUCAAACUAAACACAUUCCAAGGAAAGGUUCAGUGGAGGGCUUUGAGCCCUCAGACAACAAGUGUCUGUUAAGAGCUACUGAUGGGACAAAGAAGAUUAGCACAGUGGUGAGCUCCCAAGAAGUGAAUAAGUUCCAGAUGGCUUAUUCCAACCUAUUGAGAGCUAACAUGGACGGGCUGAAGAAGAGGGACAAAAAGAGCAAGAGUAAGAACAAAGCAGCACAGUGA
Messenger RNA from Molossus molossus (Pallas's mastiff bat), 346 nucleotides. RefSeq names its product signal recognition particle 14 kDa protein-like. Gene Ontology annotation, cellular component: signal recognition particle, endoplasmic reticulum targeting. Lineage: Eukaryota; Metazoa; Chordata; Mammalia; Chiroptera; Molossidae. The record is from RefSeq and is a predicted model, not a curated record. The transcript has a single exon. The coding region runs from base 17 to 346 and encodes 109 amino acids. Gene Ontology annotation, biological process: SRP-dependent cotranslational protein targeting to membrane. Gene Ontology annotation, molecular function: 7S RNA binding; endoplasmic reticulum signal sequence receptor activity.